Messenger RNA from Rhododendron vialii, 4228 nucleotides. RefSeq names its product DENN domain and WD repeat-containing protein SCD1. The transcript is spliced from 31 exons. NCBI's taxonomy places the organism in Eukaryota, Viridiplantae, Streptophyta, Magnoliopsida, Ericales, Ericaceae. Gene Ontology annotation, molecular function: protein binding. The coding region runs from base 352 to 3966 and encodes 1204 amino acids. Gene Ontology annotation, biological process: regulation of Rab protein signal transduction. Gene Ontology annotation, cellular component: cytoplasmic vesicle. The record is from RefSeq and is a predicted model, not a curated record.
UUGAACAAAUUCAACUCUCAAGCGUCUAGCCACCAAACUAGAGAAGUAAUUUUCUCCCCUUUCUAAGAGUAUUUCUUUUCCGAACUCCAAACGCAAUGUUACAUAUUAUUCCUAUUGAAUUUGUUUUUGUUUUGAAACGGCAAUAUUGAAUUCGUUAUUCCAACUUCGAUCCCGUUGAUAGCUCCUCGAUCAGGCUCUUGUGCUGUCCAGCGACAACAUAUUGAAUGGAGCCACAUGUCGGGGUCAAAACCCAAUUGGUUCAGAUCUGAGGCUAUUUCAACCUGAUUCAUCCACAGCAUCAAAUCUCUCCUUCUCCUCUCGUCUCCUCUCUUUCUCUCUCUCUCUGGAAAGAUGGCUCGGAUGUUUGAGUACUUCGUGGUGUGCGGGCUUGGUCCGGAGAUUCGAACGGUGGAUGGGAACCGUGGAUUCCACGGGAUAGGAGGGGUGCAGUACUUGCCUUCUCUCCUCGAUCAGUACCCUUCUCCCAACCACUCUCUAUAUCCUCCUCCGCCUCCCCAGCUUCCCACUUGUGUUCUACCAGCUGGUGUGGAGUUCUACACAUCGGGCUUCGAUCAUAAUGACAUCUCAACUUUUCCGCGGAGCUAUCCAAUUGUUUUAACUGAGGGUGACGGGUCUAAAAUUUACGUUAGUUGCAUUGCUUUUCGGGAUCCGGUCUGUGAUGAUAUUGCUGAAGCUUAUCGCAUCCCUGCAAAUUCAUUUGCUGACAAAUGUAUUUGUCUUGUUUCACGCUCACCCAGUUUUCAUAUCCUUCGGGAUGCAUUGGAGGAACUAUUUGCACUUUGCUUUUCUCCUAAUGGAAGUAGCAAGCCACUGUGGGAUGUUAUUGCGAGUGUGGUGUCCAGUGUACCUCUGCCUACUCCUGCAAAGGAUCGAGUUUUGUUUGCUAUUGAGAAUAGCCUGCUUGCUGUUGAAGUUCCGCCAAAGGAAGGGCUCCCACAUGCCGAUAUAUCUUUUCAGCCGCUGGUACAGUGUUUGGAUGUUGACAAUUUCCUUCAACUUUUUACUGCUGUAUUGCUGGAACGGAGGAUUUUGUUUCGAUCAAACAAGUAUUCUCUGUUGACUCUAGUAUCAGAAGCCAUGUGCUAUUUGAUAUAUCCAUUUCGAUGGCAACAUGUCUACAUUCCUUUGCUAUUCUUCAGUGGGGUGGACUAUAUUGAUGCUCCUACACCAUAUAUGAUGGGUCUUCAUUCAGGUGUUGAUACUUCUGGUCUGACAAUGGAUGGUGUAGUUGUUGUGGACCUUGAGCAUAACCACAUCACUACAACAGAGGAAAUUCCUCCCCUACCUGAGCCAGAAUUAAGUUUGUUACGUAGUGAGAUAAUGAAGCUGUUGUAUCCAAAUGUUGUUGGGAUUGACCAAUUGAAAGGUAGCCUUGGGAGUUCAUCUGAGCAGUAUUCAAGAGGCAGCGGCAAGCCCUGGGGAGAAGAUCACAACCUUCAGUUUAGGUUCAUAUUUCUGAAAUUUUUUGCAUCAAUUUUAGGUGGCUAUCGCAAUUUCAUAGAAAAUACUGCAACUCAUGUCUUCAAUACUCAAGCAUUUUUGAAGAAGCGCUCUCGGUCAACCAACCAACCACCAGAACCAAUGAUUACACAGUUUUUAGACUCCCAAGGUUUCUUGGAUUAUCUAGAGAGGGGUCUUGGCUCUGAUGAGAACAAUAACAAUCUUCUUGACAAGUUACAAGAUGCCAUUGGAAGAGGCCAGAAUCCACUAUCAAUUCUUCCCUUACCUUCGGCAGAACCUGAGAUUGUAACAAUAUCAGAUUCUGGUGCUGGAUUGUCAGGUGCCAAAUAUAAUUAUGAUAGGUUUCCUUCAAACAUUAGAACAGAAGAGCAGGAGGAAAAGAGGAAGCAGAUUCUAGCAACUGCUGGUGGAGCUCUCAGUUCACCUGCAGUGCUCAUUGGUAAGGACUCCAAGGCAGAAAGUUUAAGUCCAAGAGAGAGGGCUGCUGAACGGGAGCGUAUGGUUUUAGACAUAAAAGUGAAGCUGCAGGGCCUAUGGUUGCGUCUCUUGAAAUUGGGAACCACUGAUGAUCCUCUUUCAUCCUUUGAAUAUGGAACAAUCCUUGCUCUGAUUGAGUCUGAUGCAGAAGGCAUCGGUGGUAGUGGCUUUGUUGAAUGCAUUAGGGAGCACAUACAUUCAGGGUGGGCCUGUCAAUUGUCUGAGGAGCAGUUCAUUGCCGUGAAAGAAUUGCUCAAAACAGCCAUUAAUCGUGCCACCUCUAGGAAUGACAUGGCAACUGUCAGAGAUGCACUUGAAGUGUCUGCUGAAAUGUAUAAAAAGGACACUAAUAAUGUUUCAGACUAUGUUCAGCGCCAUCUUCGUUCUCUUUCCAUUUGGGAGGAGCUGCGGUUUUGGGAAGGCUAUUUUGAUUAUCUGAUGGAUCGGUCUUCAAGCAAGUCAGCCAAUUACGCAACAUUGGUGACAACGCAGCUAAUUAUUGUGGCGUCACACAUGGCUGGAUUGGGACUUCCUGACACUCAUGCUUGGUACAUCAUUGAAACAGUUGCGGAGAAGAAUAACAUUGGAUACAAGCAAAUUAUAAAACUAAGGGGAUUUCUGUCACAUAUCCAGCAACUAUAUAUCAGUUACUGGGGAAUGUAUUCCAUAAAGUCGCAAUCUGUGUCACCGUAUGGUUUGCCAUCCCCACAUCCACAAGAUGCCAACAAUGACAUUCAGCAACCUACAGAGGCUUCUGGAAGGAGCUGGGUCCAGAGCAUGUUUAGUAGGGAUACAUCAUCUAGAGCAAAUUCUUUCAGUCGUGUUCGCAAAUGGACUUCAGAUAGUGGACCCUUAGCUACAACGGAGAAUGGGACUCCUCACAAACUAGAUUCAACUGCUGCUGGACAAAAGAAAAUACAAGCAAAUGUUCGCCUCCUCAGAGGUCAUACUGGUGCUGUCACUGCUCUCCAUUGCGUGACAAGAAGAGAGGUGUGGGAUUUGGUGGGUGACCGUGAAGAUGCAGGUUUCUUUAUAAGUGGAAGCACAGACUGCUCGGUAAAGGUUUGGGAUCCUAGUCUUCGUGGUUCUGAGCUAAGGGCAACUUUGAAAGGACAUACAGGAACUGUUCGAGCGAUAAGUUCUGACAGAGGGAAGGUGGUGUCAGGAUCUGAUGAUCAGUCUGUAAUUGUAUGGGAUAAGCAAACAACACAGCUUCUAGAAGAGCUGAAGGGCCAUGAUGCACAGGUCAGUUGUGUGCGCAUGUUGUCAGGGGAACGCGUCCUCACUGCUGCUCAUGAUGGAAUGGUAAAAAUGUGGGAUGUAAGAACUGAUACUUGUGUUGCAACUGUUGGUCGUUGCUCAAGUGCUGUUCUUUGCAUAGAAUAUGAUGACUCCACUGGAAUACUGGCUGCUGCUGGUAGAGACACUGUUGCGAACAUUUGGGACAUCCGUGCUGGCAGGCAGAUGCAAAAACUUUUAGGCCACACCAAAUGGAUCCGGUCAAUUAGAAUGGUCGGUGACACUUUAAUUACAGGCAGUGAUGAUUGGACAGCACGAAUGUGGUCUGUCUCUCGAGGAACAUGUGAUGCUGUUCUAGCUUGCCAUUCUGGCCCAAUUUUGUGUGUUGAGUACUCCGAUUCGGACAAAGGAAUAAUAACAGGUUCAACCGAUGGUUUGCUCCGGUUUUGGGAAAAUGAGGAGGGGGGUAUUAGAUGCGUGAAAAAUGUUACUAUCCAUGCUGCAUCUAUAUUAUCCAUCAAUGCUGGGGAUCACUGGUUAGGGAUCGGAGCAGCCGAUAACUCAAUGUCGCUAUUCCAGCGACCUCAAGAGAGACUUGGUGCUUUGUCGAGCACAGGGUCGAAGAUGACUGGGUGGCAACUCUACAGAACACCUCAGAAAACAGUUGCUGUGGUACGAUGUGUGGCGUCAGACCUUGAAAGGAAAAGGAUUUGCAGUGGUGGUCGUAAUGGGCUGCUUAGGUUAUGGGAUGCUACCAUCAACAUCUGAAUUUCUCUUGUACAGUAUAUGUUUAUGAGUGUUAUAACCUUGUAUUUUUCUCAGAUAGAAUGUUAUUUUGAAAAAAGAUAAUGCAUCAGAAUGCAGUUUUGCCCUCCUUUUUGGAACACUGAAGUUGUGCCAAUCAUUCCGUGCAAAGAGAACGUGAUGAUGAUUCAACGGUUAUGCUGGUUUUGACACCAAUUGUUGCUCUUAACAUGUGGCUAGAUUUUUAUUAUAUUGCUAAAAUUAAAGCACACAAGCUAAUUUCAAA